Messenger RNA from Asterias rubens (European starfish), 1828 nucleotides. RefSeq lists its product as uncharacterized. Bases 101 to 1618 code for a protein of 505 amino acids. Lineage: Eukaryota; Metazoa; Echinodermata; Asteroidea; Forcipulatida; Asteriidae. The record is from RefSeq and is a predicted model, not a curated record. The transcript is spliced from 2 exons.
CCAGACAAGAAGUUAGUCAGCAAGAAAACACACAAACCUACAGGUUUCCUCACUAUUACCAUACGCAGUCUACAUGCAAACUUUCUAAAGGAAUAUCCACAUGUACACCUUGCUUCAAUGCAUUCAAAGAGAGUGUGACAAAUGUGGAGUGGAAAAUAUCACCGAGUGCCUGGGAAACCUGACUUCAUGCACAAAACAAACAACACCACUGAAGUGGAAAAAAUGGAUAAGACAUACCAAAAUUGACGAUGGCAAGAAAACAUCCAAAAUGGCCUUGGACACCAAAGAUGGAACACUGGAAGAGUUGAUAUCAGAGCUCCAAGAAGAAGCCACGACAAUAUCUCAACAUCUUUUCACAGCAGCAUGGCAAAGUAAUCAAUUUACAACGCUAACAAGUGCUCCACCUGCAGGUUGGGUGAUAAUGGUCUUGGACUUUGCAGAGAACUAUGCAUGUCGUUAUCAGGACGAAAUUCAGAGCGUGCACUGGGGGCAUGAUUCUGCAACACUGCGUCCUAUUGUAGCAUACUAUCAGUGUCCAAAGUGCCAGCAACCAACAACAGUCUCCAUGAUAAUGAUCACAGAAGACAACAAUCAUGACCACCAUGCAGUGCACUCCUUUACAGAUGUUGCGGUUGAGUACUUAAAGACAAAGUUAGCACCUGGGUACAUCAAGAAGGUGGUAAGAUUCUCUGACGGCUGCCAAAACCAAUACAAAUCCAGAAACCCCUUUAUGGAUUUCUCCUUUGGUUCGUCUGAUUAUGAUGUAGAAUUUCAGCACAAGUUCUUUGGGUCGAGACAUGGAAAAGGCCCUAGUGACGGCGAGAGCGGUGUCAUAAAGCGUCAAGCUUCAGAUGCAGUGAUGUCUGGGAGUGCAGUAAUUGGUACUGCAUCUGAUUUGUACAAAUUUGUCAGAAAUAAUGCCACCCAUCCAGAUGAUCCCGAUAAAUGCCAACACUUCCAACGAUCUGCCUUUUGGAUCAGUGACAUAAGCAGGAACAGAAACCGCCAAGUGACCAAGACAGUUGCCGGGACACGACAGUUCCACAGCGUGCUUUCAGUUAGGCCAAAAGUAAUUGCUGUUCGUCGACUGUCAUGCUUUUGUCAUGCCUGUAUAGAAGAGAAAGGAGCCAAAUGCUGUAACUCAAGCUAUGUACAGCGGUAUGUGCAUACUUCCCUGGAAGCAGGAGUAAAAGCCAAGCAACCAGCUCAAGAAUCAUCAGAAGUAUCCCUUGUAGUAGAGCCAUUGGCAGAGGUUUCUCACACAAUGUCUUCAGCCAAGGGCUCAUCUUCAGCAGAUUCUCUAGUGGUCACAGUUGAUGAAAGGGUGUACAAAGUUGGUGAAUACGUAGCGGUCAUAUUUGAUGAUGCUUGGUGGGCAGGGGAAGUGACUAAUGUCUCUGAUGAAAUGUGCUUGGUCAACUUUCUAACGAGGAAGGGGGAAAACCACUUUGCUUGGCCAUCACAGAAAGAUGAUGCGUGGAUUCAAAAGAAGGGCAUUUUUAAACAAUUGCCAUCUCCACCAACACCAGUUACAAGUCGCUACCUUGGAUUUGAUCCUGGAGUAUUUAAAGAUGUAACGUCUGCUGUUUCUAGGUACCUGCAAGAAAACGAACAUUAGAUAAAUUGCCCACUAGUUUUGUUCAGAGUGAUCAGUGUUUUGUCGUUAUUAAUGUUGAUGAACUUUUGGUCAUGGAUUGCUCACCUCAGAUUGUUAUUCAGUAAGUAAUUCUGCCUCAAUUUUGGAUGUGAUUUUUUACCCAUACUCGUGAAGAAUAGUUAAUUAUACAAAUAUGGUUCAGAGUGGUAUGGGAGGAAUAUUGUCUUAAGG